Lodderomyces jiufengensis is the source of this 2214-nucleotide messenger RNA. RefSeq names its product Med5p (gene MED5). Gene Ontology annotation, molecular function: transcription coregulator activity. The coding region runs from base 1 to 2214 and encodes 737 amino acids. Gene Ontology annotation, cellular component: mediator complex. The transcript has a single exon. Gene Ontology annotation, biological process: regulation of transcription by RNA polymerase II. The record is from RefSeq and is a predicted model, not a curated record. Lineage: Eukaryota; Fungi; Ascomycota; Pichiomycetes; Serinales; Debaryomycetaceae.
AUGAACUUUCAAAAGCUACUACAAACAUCAACUAGUGAAAAAUUAUCUAGUAAAUCAUUUAUAUUACUACUGGCACUAUGCUCACCACAAGAAAAGGAGCUAUAUGACGUGUUACAAAAUAUAACAAAUGAUCACCAGAUUCAAUUGAUAGUUGACUGGUCGUUGGCAACCAAAACCAAUUCCGAAAAUUUUUGGAUAAAACUAGCAAAAAUUGAUGAAUCGAACAAAUUCCUUCAAAAGUUCUUAGGUGUUUCUGCUCCUGACUUUAGCUAUAAACAUUUUAUUAAUUAUGCAAAGACUCAUAUAGAAAAUCAUGUUGUGCUACAGUUAUUAGGAACAUUUAAUCCAACAGACGAAAAUUUAAUUGAAUUGUUUGAAGUAGCUUCACAACCUAACGUACUAUAUCAAAAGAUCAAACAUUUAUUAUCCAGUUCACAAACCAAAAGAUUAAUGGACCUCAAUCUUAUAACUUCACAAGAAGAAGAAGAAGAAGAACAAAUUUCAUUAAAAUUGAAUAAAUUAGAUACAUACCUAGAAAUUAGGAGGAAAUUAUGGAUUUAUGAAACGACCAAAAGUUUUAUUAGGUUGCAAAUUACUCCAGAGAGAUUCCUUAACCAUUUCAAAACGUUAUGUACUGGCGAUGUUUCACAACAAUUGCUUGAACUGUUUUCGAUAGAAACAAAAGGGUAUCAUCAAUUUAAUGUUCAAAAUUUUAUGCUGGAAAAAUUACCACAAAUACUAAACUUAUUAGGUGAAGACUUACCUACCAAAAAGGAAUCACCAGAUUUGAAAAAAUUGAACGAAUUAAUCAAUGAUUCAGGAUCUGAUUUUUCAUUAGAAGAUAAUCAAUUGUUUGAAUAUUUUAAAAACUUGACUCAAAAAUCUGGUCAAUUAGACUAUUCAUUGACAAUUAUAAAUAAUAUUGAAGAAUUUAUAAAUUCAAAACAAUAUGAGAAAUUAAAUAAAUUAUUAUUAGCGUUGAUAAACAACAAAGAUUUGAUAAAUAUAAUUUUAUUCAAUACUGGUUGCACCUUAUUGUACAAGCUUAUUGACUAUAUAGACUUUGAAAACUUUAAAAUUGACUCAGAUGAUGACUUUCAGGAGUUAUAUUCAUAUGCUAGUAUUGGUCUACUCAGCAUUAUAUACAUUAUAGAAAUAUUCGAAAUUGAUUUAACAAAUUUGGACUUAAAUACAUUCACAAUAAACUUUCUAAGCAAUUUUUAUUACAGAUUGGUUGAUAAUUUAACAAACAAUUUGCCGGAACAAAUAGAUGAUGACGAUGAUAAAACUAUUGUAUCAAAUUAUGACAAUUUAAUGAUUGAAUGGAUAAAUGCAUUAUUUAAUGAUUCAAACGAUGAUGGAUUAUCAGAUGAAUUAAUCAAGAGUUUAAAUGUGAAACAAAUUUAUAAAUUUAUGCCAAUCAUAUAUAAACAAGCUAUAUUAGCUACUAAUUUGGGUAGUAUCGAUUUUGGAAUGUUAAAUAAUGGAUUAGAUUAUUUAUCUCAAACUUUUUUGUUACCUGUUACUGUUUGUUUAGUGAAAUGGAUGAAAAGAAAUGAUAAUGAAUUAUUAGGUAAAGUAUUGGAAAUUUUCAAAUCAAUUGAUCCAAAUAUUUCGGGUGUUGUUAAUGAAAUUAUAAAUCAUAAAAUCCAACAACCAGUGGAUAAAAAUUCAAAUAUUUGGGACACUAUAAAAUAUGGUUCAAACUUCGAUAAAUUUGAUUUGUUAAAGUAUAACAAAUUAGAAAUUAUACAGUACAUUAUUCAGGAAACAUUUAGUUUAUCAGAAGAAUCAAAAUUAUUUGUGAAUAUUUUAGUGUCUUUAGUGAUAUCAGAUUCUAUAACCACCAAACAUGAUAAAGAAUAUUGGAGGAACCAAUUAACUACAACCACACCAUCAGAUGAAGUACCACAAAUAGAAAAAGUUUUCACUUCAUCAAUAGAUUAUCAUUUCUCCUCCAUAUUCAAUGAUGAACAACAAAAAGAUGUAGAUGAAUUUGAUGAAUUUUUUACAAACAACGAAGAAGAUAUAGAAAUGAAAAUUCCAACUAGUGAAUCAUUACAACAAUUACAAUCACUUACAAAAAAAAAAAAUUGUUUCUUAUAUUAUUUCGUCAAGAUCAAAAAUUCAACUACUUCUUCAAAUUUGUUUCAUAAUACUAUAAAAUCCAUAAAUGAAAAGUUUUUAGAAGAAAUAGAUAAUUGGGAAAUUUAA